AUGCAUAUUAAUCAAAAUUUACAAAUCUUCCCAUCUCAAACAAGUUCUAAUGAAUCUCCAACAAGAAUGUAAAUUAAAAUAUUUAUCAUGUUAAAGGACUAUUAUUGAUUAGAUCUCUCCAAUCAAAGAAAUUAUUCCCUUAUAUCUUAACAGACCAAGUCAAAAUCAAUCAAGAAAAAAUUCAAAAGAAAAGCCUUAAUUAAUUACAUCUAAAUCAUAGGCUUCAAUUAAAAUCUAAUCUAAUAAAAUUAUAUAACAAUCUCUUAAAGCAAAAAAUUUCUAAGAACCAAAAAAUAAUAUUGCUUAAGCUAUAACUCUAUUAGAUUCAUUGAAACUUAAAUAUGAUAAUGUUCUCGAAUCAAAAAUUGAAACUAUUAUUUGUAUUCUCAGAGCCUAAUUUUUUGAUAAAGAAAACUAUACUCCUAAUUUAGAAUUAUUAUAAUAAAUUAGCUCUUUAUAAUCAACUAAUAAAACACUACUUAAUGAAUUAUAAUUGAAGAAAAGCUAAAUUUCUGAUUUAUAACAAAUGAUUGAUAAAUUUAAUAUUUAGAUUAAACACUUAUCAUAAAUCACUAAUGAUUUAUAAUAAAAUAAUUUUGAACUUUAAUAACAAUUAAAAUUUAAAGAAAAAUAAAAUGCAAAUAGUUCUUAAUUUUAAUAACUUGAUUGUUCACUUAAUAUAGAAGUUUACCCUUAAAUUUAAUCAGAUUAAAAUAUCUAUUAUUAAAAUAAAGUAUAAAUUGACCUUAGAUAGAGAUUUGACUAAGUUGGUAAAAUAUAUUAAUUAAUAUAUAGUUAUUCCAAAUUAAAGAAAAGAUUAAGAUCUAUUAUUAAAAGUAAAUGGCAACAAAUAAUUAUAAAAUCAAACAGAUAUUACAAUUAUAAAUAAAAAACAUUAAGAAAUCAAGUAAAAAAAAUGA
Molecule: messenger RNA, 920 nt
Organism: Paramecium sonneborni
Lineage: Eukaryota; Ciliophora; Oligohymenophorea; Peniculida; Parameciidae
Source: the annotation of a GenBank genome assembly